AUGCCCUGCGUCCGCACCCUCCUCGGCCUCCUGGCUGCUCUGGGGGUCUGUGGCGCUGUCGCCUUCGUCGGCUACUGUGUUUACUUAGACCGGAAGCGGCGCGGGGAUCCCGCGUUCAAGCGCCGCCUGAGGGACAAAAGAAGAGCCGAGCAGCAAAGGACUGAGGCGCGGGCCGCGCCGUUGUGGAAUCCAGAAAAGAAUGAAAAAUGGCAACAACUUUUUUUGCAAGAGGUACGGAUGGGAGAACUUUGGUUAUCUAGAGGAGAACACAGAAUGGGGGUUGAACACCUCAGCAAUGCCCUUUUAGCGUGUGGGCAACCACGGGAACUUCUGAAGGUUUUCAAACACACACUCCCUCCCAAGGUAUUUGAGAUGCUGUUGCACAAAAUUCCUCUUAUUUGCCAGCAAUUUGAGGCAGACAUGAAUGAACAGGAAUACUUGGAGGACGAUCCUGAUUGA
Molecule: messenger RNA, 459 nt
Organism: Propithecus coquereli (Coquerel's sifaka)
Lineage: Eukaryota; Metazoa; Chordata; Mammalia; Primates; Indriidae
Gene: TOMM20L
Product: translocase of outer mitochondrial membrane 20 homolog (yeast)-like
Exons: 5
Coding region: 1-459 (152 amino acids)
Biological process (GO): protein import into mitochondrial matrix; tRNA import into mitochondrion; protein targeting
Cellular component (GO): mitochondrial outer membrane translocase complex; mitochondrial outer membrane
Molecular function (GO): transmembrane protein transporter activity
Source: RefSeq, a predicted model, not a curated record